GAGGAGCCGUCGCAGGAUGAAGGAUCGGACCCAGGAGCUGCGGAGUGCAAAAGACAGUGAUGAUGAAGAGGAGGUGGUCCACGUGGACCGAGACCACUUUAUGGAUGAGUUCUUCGAACAGGUGGAGGAGAUUCGAGGCUGCAUUGAGAAGCUGUCGGAAGACGUGGAGCAGGUGAAAAAACAGCAUAGCGCCAUCCUGGCCGCCCCCAACCCAGAUGAGAAGACCAAACAGGAGCUGGAGGAUCUUACUGCAGACAUCAAAAAGACGGCCAACAAGGUCCGGUCCAAGUUGAAAGCGAUUGAGCAAAGCAUUGAACAGGAAGAGGGGCUGAACCGUUCCUCCGCGGACCUGCGCAUCCGCAAGACCCAGCACUCAACACUCUCCCGGAAGUUCGUGGAGGUAAUGACCGAGUAUAAUGCGACUCAGUCCAAGUACCGAGACCGCUGCAAGGACCGGAUCCAGCGGCAGCUGGAGAUCACCGGCAGGACCACGACCAACGAAGAGCUGGAGGACAUGCUGGAGAGCGGGAAGCUGGCCAUCUUCACGGACGAUAUCAAAAUGGACUCCCAGAUGACAAAGCAGGCCCUAAAUGAGAUCGAGACGAGACACAAUGAGAUCAUCAAACUGGAAACCAGCAUCCGAGAGCUGCACGACAUGUUUGUGGACAUGGCGAUGCUCGUGGAAAGCCAGGGAGAGAUGAUUGACCGUAUCGAGUACAACGUGGAACAUUCCGUGGACUAUGUAGAGCGAGCCGUGUCUGACACCAAGAAAGCUGUGAAAUAUCAGAGCAAGGCCCGGAGGAAGAAAAUCAUGAUCAUCAUUUGCUGUGUGGUGCUGGGGGUGGUCUUGGCGUCAUCCAUUGGGGGGACGCUGGGCUUGUAGUCCCCCUGCCCUUCUCUCUCCCAGAUCCUCCCCCCUUCAUAUCGGGAGCAAUACCCCCCCCACCUUCCCACUCCAUCCCCCUGCUCCAAGCUCUCCC
Messenger RNA from Dipodomys spectabilis (banner-tailed kangaroo rat), 980 nucleotides. It is a transcript of the gene Stx1b, whose product is annotated as syntaxin 1B. The transcript has 10 exons. Lineage: Eukaryota; Metazoa; Chordata; Mammalia; Rodentia; Heteromyidae. The record is from RefSeq and is a predicted model, not a curated record. Gene Ontology annotation, molecular function: SNARE binding; SNAP receptor activity. Gene Ontology annotation, biological process: intracellular protein transport; vesicle fusion; exocytic insertion of neurotransmitter receptor to postsynaptic membrane. Gene Ontology annotation, cellular component: SNARE complex; plasma membrane; endomembrane system. Bases 17 to 883 code for a protein of 288 amino acids.